Phascolarctos cinereus (koala) is the source of this 4846-nucleotide messenger RNA. It is a transcript of the gene MYO1C, whose product is annotated as myosin IC. Gene Ontology annotation, molecular function: actin filament binding; ATP binding; microfilament motor activity. Gene Ontology annotation, cellular component: plasma membrane; myosin complex; microvillus. Gene Ontology annotation, biological process: actin filament-based movement; endocytosis; actin filament organization. NCBI's taxonomy places the organism in Eukaryota, Metazoa, Chordata, Mammalia, Diprotodontia, Phascolarctidae. The record is from RefSeq and is a predicted model, not a curated record.
GGGCGUGUGUGUAUGUGUGUGUGAGUGUGUGUGUGUGCGCGCGCGCGCCAGCUCGCGGAUCCCGGGGAGCUGGCCGGGAUGACGCCAGGCGGAGAGCGGCUGUCCCCCGCCGCCGCCGGGCCCUGGCUGGGGGAGUGGCCGGGCCGCUGACUCUCGGAGCCGGGCGCCCGAGCUGCAGGACACUGCGGCGGCCCCCAGUCCCAACCUCGCCCCGGAGCCGGACCUCGCCGCCCGCCGCUGCCAGCCAGCCGCAACAGCCGGGCUCUCGGUAGUGACGGAGUACGGAUCACCAGCAUGGAGAGUGCCCUGACUGCGAGGGACCGUGUUGGGGUCCAGGACUUUGUGCUACUUGAGAAUUUCACUAGUGAAGCUGCGUUCAUCGAGAACCUGAGACGGCGCUUCCGUGAAAACCUCAUCUAUACCUAUAUUGGACCCGUGCUGGUCUCUGUCAACCCUUACCGGGACCUCCAGAUCUACAGCCGGCAGCACAUGGAACGUUACCGGGGUGUCAGCUUCUAUGAGGUUCCCCCGCACCUGUUUGCUGUGGCUGACACGGUGUACCGGGCGCUGCGCACGGAGAGAAGGGACCAGGCUGUGCUGAUAUCCGGGGAGAGUGGGGCAGGCAAGACUGAGGCCACCAAGAAGCUGCUGCAGUUCUAUGCUGAGACCUGCCCUGCCAGUGAGCGGGGAGGGGCCGUAAGGGACAGACUGCUCCAGAGUAACCCUGUGCUGGAGGCCUUUGGAAAUGCCAAGACCCUUCGAAAUGACAACUCCAGCCGAUUUGGCAAAUACAUGGACGUACAGUUUGACUUCAAGGGGGCCCCUGUAGGUGGACACAUCCUCAGUUACCUCUUGGAAAAAUCCCGAGUCGUUCACCAAAAUCACGGGGAGAGAAACUUCCAUAUCUUCUAUCAACUGCUGGAGGGAGGGGAGGAAGAGAUACUUCGGAGGCUAGGUCUGGAGAGGAAUCCCCAGAGCUACUUGUACCUGGUGAAGGGUCAAUGUGCCAAGGUCACAUCCAUCAAUGACAAGAGUGACUGGAAGGUGGUCAGGAAAGCUCUUUCUGUCAUCGACUUCAACGAAGAUGACAUCGAGGACCUGCUGAGCAUUGUGGCCAGUGUGCUGCAUCUGGGCAAUAUCCACUUUGCCGCUGACGAGCAGAGCAAUGCCCAGGUGACCACAGAGAAUCAGAUCAAGUACCUGACCCGGCUGCUUCAGGUAGAUGGCUCUAUGCUGAAGGAAGCCCUGACCCACAGGAAGAUCAUUGCCAAGGGCGAGGAGCUCCUGAGCCCCCUGAACCUGGAGCAGGCUGCAUAUGCCCGAGAUGCCCUGGCCAAAGCCAUCUACAGCCGCACCUUCUCCUGGCUGGUGAAUAAGAUCAAUAGGUCACUGGCUUUCAAGGACCCAGAAUUCCCCAGCUGGAGAGGCACCACCGUCCUGGGGCUGGUGGAUAUCUACGGCUUCGAGGUUUUCCAGCACAACAGCUUUGAGCAAUUCUGCAUUAAUUACUGUAAUGAAAAGCUGCAGCAACUCUUCAUUGAGCUCACCCUCAAGUCAGAACAGGAAGAAUACGAAGCAGAGGGUAUUGCUUGGGAGCCAGUGCCGUACCUCAACAACAAGAUCAUCUGUGACUUAGUGGAGGAAAAGUUCAAAGGCAUCAUCUCCAUCCUGGAUGAGGAGUGCCUUCGCCCUGGGGAUGCCACAGACCUGACCUUCCUGGAGAAGCUUGAGGACACGGUGAAGCACCACCCACACUUUGUGACUCACAAGUUGGCUGACCAGCGGACAAGGAAAUCCUUGGGUCGAGGUGAAUUCCGUCUUUUGCACUAUGCCGGGGAGGUGACCUACAGUGUGACAGGGUUUCUGGACAAGAACAACGACCUCCUGUUUCGUAACCUGAAGGAGACCAUGUGCAGCUCUGAAAACCCCAUCCUGAGCCAGUGCUUCGACAGGAGCGAGCUCACAGACAAGAAGAGGCCGGAGACGGCAGCCACGCAGUUUAAGGCGAGUCUGUUCCAAUUGGUUGAGAUCCUCAUGUCCAAAGAACCUGCCUAUAUUCGCUGUAUCAAGCCCAAUGACGCCAAACAGCCAGGUCGGUUUGACGAGGUGCUUAUCCGACACCAGGUGAAAUAUCUGGGGCUGCUGGAGAAUCUGCGGGUCCGGAGAGCCGGCUUUGCCUAUAGGCGCAAAUAUGAGAACUUCCUCCAGAGGUACAAGUCCUUGUGUCCAGAGACGUGGCCCACCUGGGACGGGCGGCCGCAGGAUGGGGUGUCGGUCCUGAUCCAGCACCUUGGCUACAAGCCUGAGGAAUACAAGCUGGGCAAAACCAAGAUCUUCAUCCGCUUCCCCAAGACGCUUUUUGCCACAGAAGACGCUCUGGAAGUGAGGAAGCAGAGCCUGGCCACAAAGAUCCAGGCGUCAUGGAGGGGAUACCAUUGGAGACAGAAAUUCUUACGAGUGAAGCGUGCAGCUAUCUGUAUCCAGUCAUGGUGGCGGGGGACCCUGGGCCGGAGGAAAGCGGCCAAGAGGAAACAGGCAGCCAACAUGAUCCGACAGCUAAUCCAAGGCUUCAUCCUUCGCCGUGCACCCAGGUGCCCUGAAAAUGCCUUCUUCUUGGAUUUUGUUCGGUGUUCCUUCCUGCUGAAUCUGCGGCGGCACCUGCCCCGGAACGUGCUGGACAAAACGUGGCCCACCCCUCCUCCUGCCCUGCAUGAGGCUUCCGAGCAGCUGAGGGAGCUAUGUAUGAGAAACAUGGUGUGGAAAUACUGCCGGAGUAUCAGUUCAGAAUGGAAGCAGCAGCUGCAUCAGAAAGCUGUGGCCAGUGAGGUUUUCAAGGGCAGGAAAGAUAACUAUCCUCAGAGUGUCCCCAGACUCUUCAUCAACACUCGGCUUGCUGCUGAUGAGAUCAGCCCCAAAGUGCUCCAGGCCCUAGGCAGUGAGCCUGUCCAGUACGCGGUGCCUGUGGUCAAGUAUGACCGGAAGGGCUACAAGCCUCGGGCCCGGCAGCUGCUGCUGACCCCUGGUGCUGCGGUCAUUGUGGAGGAGGCUAAGGUCAAACAGAGGAUUGAAUACGCCAACCUGACCGGAAUCUCCGUCAGCAGCCUAAGUGACAGCCUUUUCGUCCUCCACGUGCAGAGAGAGGACAACAAGCAGAAGGGGGAUGUGGUACUCCAAAGUGAUCAUGUGAUCGAGACGAUAACCAAGUUGGCCCUCAAUGCAGACCGAGUCAACUGCAUUAACAUCAACCAGGGCAGCAUCACCUUUGCUGGUGGCCCAGGCAGAGAUGGUAUCAUUGACUUCACCCCUGGCUCUGAGCUCCUUAUCGCCAAGGCCAAGAAUGGGCACCUUGCCGUGGUCGCUCCCCGGCUGAAUUCCCGAUGAUGAUGAUGGACCCCGUCCGUCGGGACGCUCUUCCUGCCCCUCCACCAUGCCUGCUUUGCUCACCCGCUUGCUGCUGCCCUAUCCCCCUUCAUGGUAACCAAAGACUCUCACUUCCGUGCUUGGAAAACUGGGUGCAUCCUGGGUCUGAAGGGGGGCCCAUGUGGCGCCUGCCUUCUGUUCCCUGAUCCCUCCUCCCCGCCCACAUCCCAACCCCCACAUCAGCUCCACGGUGGACGUGGGGGGAAUAGUAGGACAAUGGGGAGCUAUGUCAGGAGCGGGGCUGAGGGAUGACGGGGGCCAGGGCAGAGCCCCAUGACCGAUGCCAAACCAGUGGGAGGAGACAUUUUGCUGAGGUUGUUUUUUUCUGCUGAGUCAUUUUGAUGCUUUGUAUGAGAUAAUUUUUUUUUUAAAGCCAUCAUUCCUGCCACCAAGACACGCUGGAUGUGAUCUGGCCAGCCCUGCAGGGGGGCAAUCAGAGGGCUGGAGGUGGGAGGAAAGGUGGGGUCCAGCUGCCCUCUCACCCCACCCCAGAACCAGUUACUCCAUCGCAUCUCCUCUUCCCCACCCGUGCCCAUCGUUCACUCCCAGGGACACCCCUCAGUUUCCCUUCAUCGCUGGCCACAAGGGGCUGGGACCCGAAUUUGUUCUACUGCUCCUCUAUGCCUUAGUGAGGCCCUGCCCACCUGAGACCUCUUUCCCAGAGGGACCGAGGCACCUCCCCCAGCAAACACACACCUAGGAAUUAGCCCCUAUGAUAAGCUCCUAACUCUGCCUGGGGCAGGGGGAGGGGAUAUCUUGAAACAAACCGGGUGGAGGUGGUGACAGCUUAGAGUGAUGGGCAGUGUGGGGAGCCUAGUGGGAAGAACCCUGGCAGAGCUCUCAGAGGACCUGGGGCUCUGUUACCUGUGUGACCUUGGGCAAACCACUUCAUCCCUGGGCCUCACCUUCCUCUUCUGCAAAGCCGAGAUCAUAGGACCACUCAAAGGGAUUUUAGGGGCCAUCCAAGCUCCCCUCUUAACUCACAUUAUGUGAUUAUGGGGGCCCAAUGGUGCUUAUUCUGAAGCCCCUGCCCAAUGGAAAAUGGGGCCCUCAUAUCCUAGUUCAAAACCCCUCAACACCUAGAAUCAAUAGCCAAUAUGGGUAGUUUGGAGAAUAGGGUUGGGUUUUGGGUAUAAAUAGAAGGGAGGAAAAUGGUCCUGGGGUCCACAGUGUGACCCUGUUCACUGCUUUGCUGCCCCCCUCCCCAAAUCUGUCCUCCUGUAGAGUAAGGGAUGACUUUGGGAUCAGAAGGAAAGGGGGGUAUCACUUAUCUCUGCUGCUUCUCCACCCCAUUCCCCGCUCCCACCGAGGGUCAGGAGGCCAAGAGACCCUCCAAGCAGCCUGUGUUCUCCCUGGGGAUCCCCGGGACAUCGCUGACACUUGCAACCCCAGCCAACACUAAAUAAAGCAAUUAUGUUUUUGCAAA